UGUUACAAAAACAACACAAGUGUCAAUGUUAUUAUUUUCUUUUGUUGUUUUUCUAUUUUUCCACAAUGGUUCUCUGAUAUAUUCCCUUAACUUCUUGCUUAUAGGAUGAACAACCACAACAGCCAUGUUCAAAGUAACGGCUUUAGUCACAGUCAUCAUCACAAGUCGAGAUCAGAGGUGUCUCAGAACUCCAUUACCGAUGACGAUGCCCAAGUGAACAGAAAGUUGCCAAAGGAACUACUCCUUAGAAUUUUCUCGUUCUUGGAUGUUGUGUCCCUAUGCAGAUGUGCGCAGGUUUCCAAGUAUUGGAACUUGCUGGCUCUGGAUGGGAGCAACUGGCAGAGAGUGGAUCUGUUCAAAUUUCAAGUGGAUGUCAAGACUUCAGUAGUUGAGAACAUAUCAAAGCGAUGUGGCGGGUUCCUGAAGAGGUUAAGCCUCAUGGGUUGUCAGAACAUAACAGACGACGCCCUACAGAAAAUUGCAGAACAAUGUCGGAACAUUGAAGAGUUAAAUCUACACAACUGUAAGAAGCUCACAGAUUCAACAUGUGCAAGCCUGGGUCGGCACAGUAAGAAGUUACAACACCUUGACCUCAGCUCCUGCCCUUGUAUGUCAGACAAGUCCCUCAAAGAUGUCAGUGAUGGUUGCCAUCAGAUGCGACAUAUGAAUAUAUCAUGGUGCAAGGAAGUGACCAAUGAUGGGCUUGAAGCACUUGCUAGGGGUUGUCUCAAACUGGAGGACUUCAUCUGUAAAGGAUGCACACAGAUCACAGAUAUUGGUAUAGGACAUAUAGCAAGACACUGUCACAACAUUCGCCGAAUAAACAUACAGGACUGUCAGAAUAUAACAGAUGACGGUCUUCGGUUGAUAGGGGACCACUGCCAUGACCUGAUAUUCCUGUGUGUGGCAAAUUGUCCCCGCCUAACAGAUAACACACUUGUCUCCAUUGCUAAUGGCUGCCCUGCCUUAAGAACACUGGAAGUCGCCUGUUGCUCCCACUUAACAGACAACGGUUUCCAAGCCUUAGCAAGAAAUUGCCACAACCUGGAGCGUAUGGACCUGGAGGAGUGUCUACAGAUCACAGACUCCACCCUCAACUAUCUGGCCAGCUACUGUCACCUACUCACAGCUCUCAGUCUGUCACACUGUGAGUUGAUAACAGAUGAGGGUAUCCGUCACCUGGGCUCCAGCCCGUGUGCGACGGAGCAGCUGCGGGUCUUGGAGCUCGACAACUGCCCGCUGAUCACUGAUGCCUCCCUCGAGCACCUGAUGGGAUGUCAGUGUCUCGAGAGGAUCGAGCUCUACGACUGUCAGCUCAUCACACGACAGGGCAUCCGACGACUUAAGAACCGGUUACCAAACAUUCGAGUGCAUGCAUACUUUGCUCCCGUAACUCCGCCAGCGAGUGUGGGCGGGGGGCGACAACGCUACUGUAAAUGCUGCGUUAUCCUCUGACGCGUGACCCUCUCAUCUCUAUGAUCUGUGAUUUAUUUUCUAUAAGCACCAGUAUGUACAUAGUGGGACAUCGUAACAAUUGGGCGUAUGACAAAUUGUGGUAUAAACACUCUUAAAUACAUUUAAAACUUUUGUUGAUAAAGAUCACUGUAUGAACUUUGGUUCAAAAUUGGUAACCAACUAACACAAUACUCAAUGCUUUUAUAAGCUGUGCUGUCAUGAGUGUCUUUAGUUGCUUCUUCCAAGGUGUCGACAUGCAAAUACUCGACAAACUUAAAAAAACAUUCAAGAUGAAAGUUGGUACACAUGUUGUCAAACACAAUAUGAAUAUUUAAAAGUAAGGCCCAUAACUCUGGCUAUAAUGAUAGGCUAUUCAUGGCCCCUGUCUGACUGGGGAAAAUAAUAGAAGAAAGCUUACAUUUUGUCCUCAGCGGUCUUGUUUAAAUCAAUUUGUAAUAGAAACGUUGGACUGGUUUGGAAAGAAGCAUUUUGUUGAUUACUUUAAAAGAAAAAAGUAAAUAAAUUAUCUACAUUCAAGUUAUAUUUUUUGAAAGGAGUUAAAUGUAAAACAGAAUUAUUAGCAUGUUUUAUUUAUAUUAUUACACUUUUGUCAUAUGCUCAUUGCUAAGAGGUCCAAAGUAAAAAUGAUUGCAUUGUUAUAUAUAGAUGGUACUAGCAUUAAAGGCCCUUUCAAAGUGUAACUUAAGCUGAAAUAGUGUUAUUUAAAUGACUAUUUUUGGUUCAAGACUGUUUGCCUGCAAAAACCGAGUGUCAGCAAGUAAGGGAAAUAACCCAGGUGUAUCUUGUAUAAAAAACUACCAGAAGUUGCAGUUCCUGCCAUACUCAUUUUAAUAUCAUGCUAUUCUUUGUCUUUACUUCAUAAUUGCACAUUUUCAUGGCCUUUUUGAGGAGUUAUAUUUGUAUUACCAUACAUAAAAUGAACCAAUAUGUAGGUUAUUUUAAACUAUUUUUUCUUUGAAAAAGGGACAGUAAAUACUGCGGUUUAUUGUUUACUGCAGUUAUGUUAAUUUCAUCCAAUUUGAACAAGUCUUUCAUGUAACAUGAAUUCAUGUCUAGUGCAAAUUUUUUUAAAUUAUUUAUAAAUUGUUUUUCAAAGCAGGCCAUUCUCCUGUCUGUUCUCUAUCAAAAGAUGUAAUGUCAUGAUAUGAGUCAUCACGAAAUAUUAUUCAUGAUUGUUCUAUUUUGAACAAUUCAAUGCAAGUAACUAUAUAUGUCAUCAAUGGUGUGUAAAUAUUAGUCAACUAUUGAUUAUCUGGUGUGUGCACAUGUGGUUAUGUACAUAUUUAUUUGAAUGUUGCUUUGUUUUUUGUUAGUAAGAGCGACCUCUUAUUUAUAUAUCAUAUUACAUUGUAUCAAUUGAAAGAAAAACUUGUGUACGAUUAAGAAAUAGAAAGUUUGCGAAUCUAAAGUAUUUUCCUCAUAAAUAUGUAAAAAAGUUGGUGAUAACUGAUGUUUUUUGCAAGAAAUUUUUACUUCAAUAAAUAACUAACUGACAUUUUAGUGGAAAUUUAUCACCAAAUUUUGUUCAAGGGUUAUCUUGGAGAAGUGUUAUUGUGUAAAACACAAAAUACAGAAAAAUCAAGAUUUUAACAAUGUUCUUUGUAAAUUAUUAGUUUUCAGUUAAUAUCUUCUAAGAUUAUUUUUUUAAGAAGAUUGUAAAUUUCAUAGAAAAUUGAAGAUUAAUUAUAUACAUAAUGGCCAUCUGAGUGUAUCAAACAGAAUUAUUUUGUCAUUGCAAUAUUCAUGUAUCAAAAUGAUCUGAGAAUAAAAAUCUACCAUGUUUAUGUACUCGCUUUGUUUCGAGGCCGUAUAUAAUUUCAUUGAUUGCGUAUUUUAUCAUUGAUUCAAGGUUACGAUACUUGUUUUGUAUAUUUGCCAUUCGCGUUUUCUUGUGCAAUAAGAUUUAUUUUGUGAUGGAAUUGUUUUGGAGCUAUGAUGUUAGUUUUGUUUGUUAAGAAUCUUACUGAGAUUGCAAAUAAGGAUGAUUGAGGUCAAAACAGAUCUGGAUUGUAUGUAAGAAACAGUAUUAGUUAAGAACAAAUUGUUUUAAUAAGAAACAGCUUCUUUUUUUUUCUUUUGUGCAUAUUCUGUUGAGUUUUGUUGCUGGUAGCUAUUUAUUAGUUUUUUAAUAUAACAUGGUGACAGUAAAUAAAAUGUUUCUUUGGCAUUUCUUGAAAUUGGUACAAAAAUAUCUUUGACCUGAAGGUUUUAUUUUUCCUUUUGAAAACAAUCCUUUUUCGUAACAGAAUUAAGGAGUUAAAAAUCCUACCUACCUACCUGCACCUAAACAUAUUGAUAAGGAAAUGCUAAGCAAACAUUUAAUUAGUUGUGGCCUAUCCAAUCACAGACUUCAUGAGGCUACACAGACAUGUAGAUGAAGCUACACAGACAUGUACGUGAAGCUACACAGAUGUGUACAUGAAGCUACACAGACAUGUACAUGAAGCUACACAGAUGUGUACAUGAAGCUACACAGACAAGUACAUGAAGCUACACAGAUGUGUACAUGAAGGUACACAGACAUGUAGAUGAAGCUACACAGAUGUGUACAUGAAGCUACACAGACAUGUACAUGAAGCUACACAGAUGUGUACAUGAAGCUACACAGACAUGUACAUGAAGCUACACAGAUGUGUACUUGAAGCUACACAGACAUGUACAUGAAGCUACACAGACAUGUACAUGAAGCUACACAGACGUGUACAUGAAGCUACACAGACUUGACAUGAAUUUACACAGACUCAAUAUGAAGUUACACAGACAUAUGAAAAUUGCAGUUGAAUCUUAAUUUUGUUUGCAAACUUAAUUUUAAACUUUUAUUUGCUGAUUUUCACAUUUACUGAUUUCCUCAUGCUACCGUAUAAGUCAUUCUAAACGUGUACAAUAUACUCAUACCUUGAUGAUGCAUUGCACAACAAACAAUAUAUUUUAUAUAAAAAAAUGUACACUAUUACUAUUUCUGUAAGUUCAGUUAUGUUGGAAGUCUGUUAAUUGUAACAAUGCUGAUCAAAAUGUAAAAUUGGCAUUAAAAACAAAACUGCAGUGAUUGAAAUUGAUAAAUCCUUCUAAAGGAUAUGUAAUACAAUGUGUGAUUUGAAAUGAAUCUUAUAGUAGAAAUACUAUGUGUUAUAUGUGAAAAUGAAUCAUUCUGCUUGAUGUUCAAACAUUUCAUUAAAAAUGAAUGAAGUGUAUCAUGAAUGGUUUCCACCUAUGCUUUAUCGUAUUUAUUGCUAUCUCUUGGAUAUUAACUGUCUGUGAAUUUAUGUUUUAUUUUGUAUAAUUAAAAUAUGCUUAAAUGUA
This is a messenger RNA of Mya arenaria, 4776 nucleotides long. RefSeq names its product F-box/LRR-repeat protein 2-like. Lineage: Eukaryota; Metazoa; Mollusca; Bivalvia; Myida; Myidae. The transcript is spliced from 14 exons. The record is from RefSeq and is a predicted model, not a curated record. Gene Ontology annotation, cellular component: SCF ubiquitin ligase complex. Gene Ontology annotation, molecular function: protein binding. Gene Ontology annotation, biological process: SCF-dependent proteasomal ubiquitin-dependent protein catabolic process. The coding region runs from base 106 to 1455 and encodes 449 amino acids.